CGUAACACUCUCACCUUCUUCCAACUAGGGUUUUUAAGAUUAGGAUGCCAACGCUCCACACUCUUCACUUCUCUCAUUUUCUCGUCAGCCGCAGUGGCUAGGGUUUUCCACACAUUAACUCUCACAAAAAUUUUCUCUCUCGUUUCUCCCCAUUUCCUCUCCCACCGAACACUCUCUUCAUUCGGCUAUGGCGUCCAGCAAUCAAUAGAGCGGUCUGUACUGUUCUAGACGGUCUUUAAUUUGAUUGGCGAGGGGAGGUUUUCUCGGAAGUAAUCGGAAGAGCAGAAAUGGCGACCAUGAACCCCUUCGAUCUCCUCGGAGACGACGAUAACGACGAUCCUUCGCUGCUCAUCGCUAAGGUCGAGAAGGAGAAGCCUAAGGUUGCUGCUACUCCUGCUGCGGCUCAAGCUCCGCAAGGCAAGCUUGUUAACAAGCCGCUUGCCCCUGCUCAAGCUGUGAGGGAAUCGAGAAAUGAAGGUGGCCGUGGAGGAGGAAAUCGUGGUGCUGGGCCGCGUUAUGCACGUGGAGGUCGAAGUGGUGGCGGUGGUUUCAACAGGGAGUCUAACAACUACGAGGCUGGUUAUGGGAACAGCAAGCCAUCUGAAGAUGGUGAGUCUGGGAGGACGAAUGAGAGGCGUAGCUACGGUGGUCCUCGCAUUGUUGGUGGCGGCCCUUCUUCCCGUGGACGUCGUGGUGGCUAUAGUAAUGGAGAAGCUGGUGAGGGCGAGCGCCCCAGAAGGGUGUUUGAGCGUCGCAGCGGAACUGGCCGUGGGAGCGAGAUAAAGCGUGAAGGGUCUGGUCGUGGAAACUGGGGGACUGCUUCAGAUGAUGUUGCACCAGGUACUGAAGAACCUGUGGUAGAGAAUGAAGCAAAUGCCACUGCUGAGAAGCAGCCUGCUGAGGGUGAGGCUGCUGAUGCCAACAAGGACAGUCCUGCAAAUGAAACUGAAGAGAAAGAGCCUGAGGAGGAUAAGGAGAUGACACUGGAGGAGUAUGAGAAGGUUCUUGAGGAGAAGAGGAAGGCUUUGCUUGCUCUGAAGACCAGCGAGGAAAGGAAGGUCGAUGCUAAAGAAUUUGAAUCCAUGCAACAGCUGUCCUGCAAGAAGGAAAAUGUAGAAAUCUUUGCCAAGCUGGGUUCUGACAAGGACAAGAAAAAAGAAACUGCUGCUGAAAGGGAAGAGAGGGUUAAGAAGGCUGUGAGCAUAAAUGAGUUCCUAAAGCCAGCUGAAGGCGAGAACCCCUACAGGGGUGGUGGCCGUGGCAGGGGCCGUGGGCGCGGUGAUCGUGGUGGUAGAUCCAGCGGUGGAUAUGGAGGAGGCUACAACAGCCGUGACGUGUCAGCCCCAUCUAUUGAAGACCCAGGGCAGUUCCCGUCGCUGGGUGGCAAGUGAAGAUUUUUCUGCAAGAAGAGAAGUCCGGUGGAGUCGAAGGGGGUUUGGUUCGUUAUCAUCAGGAGUCACGCUCGAGAACAGAACGCAUAUUUUAAUUUAACUCUUGUCUUAGUUUAAAUUUGGGUGUAAAUUUAGAUAUGCCUGUCUUGGGUCUAUCUUCUGGCAGUGAUUCCUUUGCUGCAACUUUGGAUAAGCUUGAUACUCUUGUCAUCACUUUUCUUUUUUAUUAUCCCCCCUUUUUGUUAUAUUUUUGGUUAAAACAGGUAAGUUUAGGGGAGUCUUGGAGUCGUAUCGUCUUUCGGAACUUGGAUGGUUAGCAUUUAGCAGCAGUUUUGUUUUGUCAAAUUUAGGGAUUUGUAGUUGUACUACUGUUAGUUUUUUUCUCUUUCUCUUGCUCUACUACAUCUUCAUGUGUUUCUGCAUAUUUUGUGUUGAGCACUUCUGUCUAAUCCUUGAUUGAUUAAAAUCUCGAAUAACUGAGCUUAGAUGACUUAGCCUUGACUUGUCAACAGCUGACUGUCUAUCUAGGUCUCUGCCGGUGGUCUAGAUCAGCAGCUACAGCUGAUCCGGCGGCCUGCUGCUGCUGCUGCUGCGGGAAAUUGAGAGAUGCCCGUUGCCUAGGAGGUGUUUGUGAAAAUUCCCCGGUUACAGUCUUACAACACAUUGUUGGCUUGCUAUGUUAACAUCUUGGAUAUGGAAGCGGCACUAGGCUUAUUCAGAAUACAUUGCAAGGAUGCAGCUUCAUGGAACACGAUGAUAUUUGGCUUGGCACGGAAUUAAUGGAUGGAGGAAGCAGUUCUCUGCAAUGCCGGUGAAAAAUGUUGUUGCUUGGAACGCUAUGAUGGGAAUGCUGACCGUGGGGAGUUGGUCACAUAAGACACCAUGAUUCUGGUUAUGUCGAGAAUUCUAUAGCUCAAGCUGGAGUGAACCUGAGUAAGGAUGUGGUUGUGCAGCACGAAGUAGGCGAACUAGCCGAGUGUGUUAGACUGGAUAAGGAAAGAUUAUGAGGUUCAAUCCAAACGUGAUCACAGUACUUGUAGUGUUGAUCUUCUCAGUCGAGCUGGUACAUAUGGAGCCCUUUUGGCCGCUUACAGGGUACACAGGAACACUGAAAUUGCUGAGCUUGAUAAAAAAACCUGCUUGAUCUUGACCCAAUCGCUAUUGCGUCCGACUGUACUAACACGAAGCAUCAACUUGAACUGGAAUGACUCGUAAUCGAUAUUAAAAGAUCGAAAGUACA
Messenger RNA from Linum trigynum, 2631 nucleotides. NCBI's taxonomy places the organism in Eukaryota, Viridiplantae, Streptophyta, Magnoliopsida, Malpighiales, Linaceae. The record is from the annotation of a GenBank genome assembly.